Trichoderma gamsii is the source of this 774-nucleotide messenger RNA. Its product is annotated as protein-S-isoprenylcysteine O-methyltransferase. The coding region runs from base 1 to 774 and encodes 257 amino acids. Lineage: Eukaryota; Fungi; Ascomycota; Sordariomycetes; Hypocreales; Hypocreaceae. The transcript has 2 exons. Gene Ontology annotation, cellular component: membrane; endoplasmic reticulum. Gene Ontology annotation, molecular function: protein C-terminal S-isoprenylcysteine carboxyl O-methyltransferase activity. Gene Ontology annotation, biological process: C-terminal protein methylation. The record is from RefSeq and is a predicted model, not a curated record.
AUGGCAAACUCAUUCGAGCCUCAGCCCGACCAUCACGGGCUCACCCCCCGCGACUCUCCGAUUUUGCGCGAACCCGAGAAUCCUCUUAAGCCAUUCUAUCCCGGACAGCCCAAGUCGCUCUCCGGGAUCGCUCUCCGCGCGUUCUGCCUAGGCAUGGCCUUCUCCGCAAGCAUCAUCGGCAUCGUCUCCAUCCUAUACUUCACCAACAGCCCCAUGUGGCGCGUCCCUUUCUUCCUCCUGUCUCUAUCUACGUUCCAUUUUCUCGAAUUCUGGACCACGGCCGAGAGGAACACCACCGUGGCCGCCGUCGACAGCUUCCUCCUGACGGCAAACUGGCCGGCUUACGCAAUCGCCCACUCAGCCGCCUUCAUAGAGUGCAUCGUUGUGACCGUCUUUUUCCCCAACCGCCACUGGGCGCCUUUCAAUUCCGGCCGCCUGCUUCUUGUCGCCGGCCUUUUCCUAGUCACUGUCGGCCAGGCUGUUCGUUCUAUAGCAAUGCUACAUGCUGGAGCUAGCUUCAACCAUAAAAUUCAGACGAGAAGGGCGCAAUCGCAUCUCCUCGUGACGACUGGCAUCUACGGAUGGCUGCGGCAUCCGAGCUAUUUUGGGUUCUUUUACUGGGGCUUAGGGACGCAACUUGUGUUGGGGAAUACAAUCUGCUUUGUGUUCUAUUCGGCUGUGCUAUUCCAAUUCUUCCAGAACAGGGUCAAGGUGGAGGAAGAGAAGCUGGUGCAGUUUUUUGGGGAUGACUAUGGUAGGACUACAAUUGGCUAG